AUGAGUAAAGUAAUUCAUGAGAUUUCUAACACAAAGAAGGAUAUAAAAUUAAAUGCCGCGAAGAUAAGAACUGCUUGCUCAACCUUAAUGACUACGGAAAUGCAAGAAAUAUUACAAGGGCUAGGAAAAUUAUCAAACCAGGUUAAAGAAACAACGAAAUCUGACCAUCAAACAAACUCUAAGCAGCAAAUUAAAAGGAACGCAGAAACAGGAACACAGACAGAACCUUGGCAUGAAACUAACCAGUUUCUACUGGAGACCCUAGACAAAGGCGAUACUUAUAACUCAUGGAAGCAAGAACAUGGAAAAGACUGGAAAGAGGACCUAUUUAAGAAUAUAGAUCUCAAAGUUGGAAAUUCCUUUGAAACAGAAGAGCAAAUGGUAAAGGUUGUGUUGGUCGAACCAAAUGAUCCGGAAACGAAUAGGAGCUUCCAGAGAACGUUUAGGGAUAAAUACCCUGACUUAACACAAACCUAUGAGCCUUUCGAAGUUCUCGAACAGACCACUAGGCUGAGAACAAAAGCAGAAAAUAAACAAAAUUAUUUAAAUAGUAACUGGCGGCCAAGAGGAAGAAUUGUGGCACAUAUUAAGAUAACUAAAAAACGAAGUUAA
Messenger RNA from Psylliodes chrysocephalus, 612 nucleotides. The record is from the annotation of a GenBank genome assembly. Lineage: Eukaryota; Metazoa; Arthropoda; Insecta; Coleoptera; Chrysomelidae.